AUGGGAAUUAGACUUCUCAUUUGGUGAGUGGUGACAAAUUCCCAGUAGAACAGAAACGAUGAACAAGGUCAGUGUCCCUCUCUCCCUGGUUAAUAAUGCAACUUUUUCUACUUCUAGCCUUUCUGUUUCCACCAUUGAAAGGGAGUUCUUUCUUACCCUAGAUUUUGUGGUAAUAAACACUGGGAUUUCUGAUAAAUAAAUGAGAAAGUUGUUGCAUGGUGUGUAUAGGCUUUCUUAGCAAUCUGUGUCAAUUUUAAAAGAAUGUAUCUGCAGACUGUUUGUUUAGUGCUGUAAAUGAUUCUAUCUGCUUGCUGGAACUAUAAAAGCUUUAUUUUAAUGGUGAGAUAGCCUUCGCAUAUUGCAAGGUUGUAAUAACCUUCUCUACCUACACCGAGUGAUCAUUCUUAUUCAUGAAAUGAAGAUGCCUUUUUGACUCGAGCCGGAGGAGUAGAAGAUUUUCUGAGAUGGUAAAGAUAUUCCUGUUUCACCUGCUUUCCAUGAAUUUGGCAUGUCUCCAGGUUCAAGUCGAAGCUUAUUUUGUGUUAAUUAUUUAAUCUAUUUACUGUGAUGUUUUUAAUCAGUAAUUAGUUCAUUGAGACACACAACGCAACACACCGAAGACCAGUUCAAACUUGGAUAAGGGUAUAUAUGCUUGUUUACAUUAUCACAGUUGGAUCCAAUCGAACUGCACAAAUCAUCAUAUCAUUUUAAUUUUCAGUACUGUGUACAUAAACAUUAAUGGCCCACUCAUAUCUUUUUUCAAUCUGGAGGUUUGAAAAUUUCUUGUCUGACACAUAUAACAUGAUAACUUUUCUGUACCCUUUUCUUUUUUUAAUUUUCAUGAAGACCUUUUAGAACGUACAUUCACAUGGUUGAUUCAAACCCCACAAUAUUUGCAAGGAAAAGCAUUCUUGCAAAAGCCAAUGCCAUUUUUUCUCCUCAAAGUAGUACAAAUAUCCGCAGCAAUUUUCUAUUGCCUCAGUUUAACCACAAUGGCUCCUCCAUAUCUCCUCCUCCUCAUCUUCUUUCUUCUUAGCCCGUUUCAGAAAGUCUCAGGUGUCGGAAUAAACUAUGGCACUCUUGGAAACAACCUUCCGUCACCAAAGAAAGUAGCUCAGCUCCUUGAAUCCACACUUAUUGACAAGGUCAAAAUCUACGACACCAACCCUGAAAUCCUUGAAGCCCUAACCAACACUGGAAUAGACCUCAUUGUUGCUGUUGAGAAUGACCGCGUGGCAAACAUCAGUUCGGAUGUAUCAGCAGCCGAUGAGUGGUUUGCUAGCCGUGUGGCACCCUUCAUUCCUGCCACUUCCAUAGUGGCCAUUGCAGUAGGCAAUGAGUAUUUAACUUCAGAUCCUGACCAUCUGCGCCCAAGUAAUCUAGUCCAAGCCAUGCAGAACUUGCAUGCCGUGCUAGUAGCACGUGGACUUGACCGUAAAAUCAAGGUCACAACCCCACAUAGCAUGGCUAUUCUAGCUUCUUCAUUUCCUCCUUCAGCUUCUACUUUUGCCGCAACACUUAUGCCAACCAUGACCUCCAUCGUAGGAUUCUUAGCUGAAACUGGUGCUUCAUUUAUGGUCAAUGCCUAUCCAUACUUUGCUUACAGGGACAAUCCUGAUUCUGUUGAUUUACAGUAUGCUUUACUUGGAAAUUCUACUGGAGUCCGUGACCCUGCAGGGUAUAUCUACAAUAAUAUGUUAGAUGCACAGAUUGAUGCUGUAAGAUCAGCUAUCAAUGCCUUAGGGUUUGGAAAUCAGAGUAUUGAUAUCACUGUUUCGGAAAGCGGUUGGCCUUCCAAGGGGGAUCAGGGCGAUACUGCAGCUACGCCUGAUAAUGCGAAGACUUAUAACACAAGGUUGAUUGAACGUGCACAGUCCAGUAAAGGAACACCGAUGAAGCCUAAGGAUAAAAUAGAUAUAUAUGUGUUUGCUUUGUUCAACGAGAACAAAAAGGAAGGCGAUGUCAGUGAGAGGAAUUUUGGGAUCUUUAAUGGAGAUGGGUCCAAAGUGUAUGAAGUGGAUUUGAGUUGCGAGUUCUGCAGCAAUGGAGGGUCAUUUGAGUUUGGUGAGAAAAUGUCGAGUGGAGCAAGAGGUCCUUCCGUUUGGUGUGUGGCUAAACCCCAUGCCGAUGAGAAGGUUCUUCAAUCUGUUGUCGACUUCUGCUGCGGACCAGGCGGCGUGGAUUGCAGAGAGAUUUACGAGAGCGGUGACUGUUUUGCACCAGACAAAGUCUAUGCUCAUGCAUCAUUUGCCAUGAAUGCAUACUAUCAGAUACAUGGAAGAAACUACUGGAACUGUGACUUCAAAGGAACUGGACUUGUCACCUUCAGUGAUCCAAGUUAUGGGAGGUGCCGGUACCGUCAACAGUGACAUUACAAAGCAGACGAUAAGCAUGGUAGUGUUUCUCAGUAUUGGUAGUGGAAGAAAGAUUGUAUGAUGAAAAACUUUAAUAGAGAGAGAAAUGGUUUGCUUUCA
This is a messenger RNA of Mercurialis annua (annual mercury), 2474 nucleotides long. RefSeq names its product glucan endo-1,3-beta-D-glucosidase-like. Gene Ontology annotation, molecular function: hydrolase activity, hydrolyzing O-glycosyl compounds. The transcript has 2 exons. NCBI's taxonomy places the organism in Eukaryota, Viridiplantae, Streptophyta, Magnoliopsida, Malpighiales, Euphorbiaceae. The coding region runs from base 924 to 2369 and encodes 481 amino acids. Gene Ontology annotation, biological process: carbohydrate metabolic process. The record is from RefSeq and is a predicted model, not a curated record. Gene Ontology annotation, cellular component: plasma membrane.